This is a messenger RNA of Tripterygium wilfordii, 1010 nucleotides long. RefSeq names its product protein LIFEGUARD 2-like. Lineage: Eukaryota; Viridiplantae; Streptophyta; Magnoliopsida; Celastrales; Celastraceae. Gene Ontology annotation, cellular component: membrane. The coding region runs from base 111 to 839 and encodes 242 amino acids. The transcript has 4 exons. The record is from RefSeq and is a predicted model, not a curated record.
CAUUCCUUCUACGGCGUUCCCUCUCCAACUGGAAACUCAAAACAAACUCAACCGCUACUUGUCAUCGGCUAAACCUCUCGAUUUCCAUCUCGCGAUUCUUUGUUACGAAGAUGUGGAACCACGCGUACCGGAAAAAUGAUGUGGAGAUCGGAGAAAGGCCUUUGUACCCGAUGAUGCUUGAAAGGCCCGAGCUCCGAUGGUCGUUUAUCAGGAAAAUAUACUCGAUCUUGACGAUCCAAUUACUCGUCACGAUUGCAGUCGCCGCCGUCGUCGUCUCCGUCCGGCCGAUUUCGGUCUUCUUUGCUACUACUGGACCCGGUUUGGCGCUUUACAUAGUCCUUAUCAUCACGCCUUUCAUUACGUUAUGUCCAUUGUACUAUUAUCACCAGAAACAUCCGGUUAAUUACUUCCUACUCGGGAUUUUCACGAUUUCGCUGGCAUUUGCUGUUGGUUUGACUUGUGCUUUUACCAGUGGAAAGGUCAUUUUGGAAUCAGUAAUCUUAACGACAGUUGUUGUCGUUGGUCUCACCCUGUACACAUUCUGGGCAGCAAAGAGAGGCUAUGAUUUUAACUUCCUCGGCCCCUUCUUGUUUGGUUCUCUUUUGGUUCUUAUGGUUUUUGCUUUCAUACAGAUUCUCUUCCCAUUGGGAAGGUUGUCCAUUAUGAUAUACGGGGGCUUAGCAUCGAUUAUAUUCUGUGGAUACAUCAUCUAUGACACAGACAACUUGAUCAAGCGCUAUACAUAUGAUGAAUACAUUUGGGCUGCGAUAUCAUUGUAUCUGGAUAUCAUCAAUCUUUUCCUUUCCCUGCUUACGAUCUUCAGAGCUGCUGAUGCUUGAGAUUGUUGCUAUGCUCCUCUUUCUUUGGUUUUGCUCCUUUGUCUUCUACUCAACAAGUAGUUCACAGUGAACAUGAAUGCCAUAUUUUCUUCUUCUUUUUUGUACGACAAUUGUGUAAAAUGUCAUGUAAACAAAGUUCUGUUGCUGGGAAAUAAUUCUUUUGGUCGAGAA